ACAAAGUUACAUAACAAUCACUGGGUAUUUGAGAAGCUUUGUAUUCCCACAAGUAAUUUCUCUUCAGUUUUUCCUCUGGCCUUUUGUGCUUGCUUUUCAAUUAAUACUAUUGCCACAUAACUCCUUGGAGACGCAGAAGUGAACAGAAACUGGACAAACAAGCAUUUGAUGCGAUGAGCAGACAGCGUGUCAUCCCCAUGGAGAGGGAUUGAGGCCAUACCGCAUGUGUGUGCGUGUGUGCAUCUCUGCCAAGUUGAGGAGAAACUGAGCUGUGCAGGGACGAGACCAGAAGUCCAAGCCAUCACUCAAGCUUGUCCUCAGUUUUGGCAAGGCUGCUCACACGCACAUCGUCCGUCCCUGCCAGACUCCAAUCCCACCUUUAACAUUAGUCAUUCCCUACUUACAUUUAUGCUAUUCCUUUUUUUAAAAAAGUGAUUACUUUCCCCUCUUUUCUGCUUGUUAAUACCUGCCUGGCCACCCUGAACAUAGUUUAAAACUGCCUGCUGACGGACAGCAUUGGUGCCUUGGGUUUUCAGCCCUUCACUUAGUCUCCCUUCCUCUACGGAGCCAAUGGACUUCUUUACCUCUCCCAUUUCUGCUCAACCUCUGAUUGUUUCUGCAUCUUCCAAUCCCAAAUGCAAUUUUAUUAGAGAAUCUGAGCAAUAUUUCAAUGGUUUAUGUUCAUAACACAAACAUGCUCAGGGCUGACAGGCAGUCGGGCAAGAGGAAGAUGCCAAUUAGCUGAAUAUCAGAACAAUAUCCAAGGCCACCCAACCCAUAAAUAAUCAUGAGGAAAUCUGCAGAUGCUGGAAAUUCAAACAACAACACACAAAAUGCUGGUGGAACACAGCAGGCCAGGCAGCGUCUAUAGGGAGAAGCACUGUCGACGUUUCGGGCCAAGACCCUUCGUCAGGACCAGUUUUCUCCAGGAUGUAGGUUCCAUCACCAAUAACUCAGCACCCCUUUGCAGCGACACCCUCAAUCGAUGAAUGGACAUCUGUUAAAGGGAUCAUAGAUCCUCCCAACUUUUGAUGAAGUUGUUCAGCUCCCAUUUUCUGAUUCAGAGAAGGAAGAGAAACAGGUGAACAUCUGGACACCUCUCACUGCACAAGUGGCCAAGCCCAGACUACAUCACAAUAUAGAGCAGUAUUGCUCUCCGCAACUGAGAUCAGGGACCGACUACUAAAACCAAUUACACGUCAAGUGGCUUAGUGGUUUUAUGUCAUUUUGUGAUAUCAUUUGAGCCAACAUAUUGUUAAUUGUGAGACCAUCAGCAUGAAAUGUAUCCAUGGUUGGUGCAGAAUUAAACAUCCUACAUUCUACUUUGCAAUCUCAAUCUCAGAGUUGUGCUCCUACUACAACAACCAUUGCUACAGCGGAUAUACAAAUGCUCACCGAAUCAGAAAGGAGGUGUGAAUCAGCCUGACUGCUGGGUAUUUCUGGCACUUCCUGUUUUUAUUUCAGAUUUUCAGCAGUUGCAGUUUUAUUUGAUCUUCAACAAAGUCGGCAAUUCACAUUCAUGAGUUCUCAUCAGAAAUCAGUGUAGAGGAGUGCUGAGUGUCUAUCGCAUGACAUGAUUCAUCUGCAAUUUGCAGAAGAAUAAUCCCGCAGGAUUGCUACCAAUUUUUUUCCCCAGAUUUCCUCAGUAUGGACUUUCCCCUUACCACAAACAAACCUUUCUAUAUUGGUACAACAUGUUUCACAGUCUCAGAAUGUCCUGAAGCACUUUACAGACAAGUGAGUACUUUCUGAACUCUCGUAAGUGUUUCACUGUAGGACGCCUGGCAGCUAGUUUGCAGACUCCAAGCCCCCACCAGCUGCUCAGUGAUAACACCCAGACUACUCACAUUAUUUCCCUUGUGCUGUUUUGUUGAAGAUUAAUAAUGCACAACUCCCUGGUUCUUCAGAAUUGUACUUUGGGAUUUUUCACAUUUGGAAGGACAACCGAGGUCAGUUUGACCAACGAAUAGUUAUGUCAUGGACGAGGGACACUCUGUCCAUCAAGUUCCCGCAAUCCAGCUGGUCUCUUCCCUCAUCCUCAUUCUAGGCUCCUGCAGAUCUGUCUUUCAGGUCCCUUUGAAUGAUACAAUUGAUUCUGCUUCCACUAACCUCCCUGGUUGUACAUUCCAGGUGCCAACCAUAUGCUGUAUAAAAAUAAUCAUAGCACUUUUGGUUCUACCUUUCUUCUUUGUUCCCUGGUUUGCGACUCCUCUACCAAUAGCAACAGUUACUCUCUGUCCAUUUUUAGAAUUUUAGAAACCUCCAUUAAAUCCUCUGUUCCAAGAAAACAACACCAGCUACUACAGUCUCUCUCCACUACUAAAGUUUCUCGUUCCUGGAAUAAUUUUGGUAUACCUUUUCUGCAACCUUACAGAACCCUUGUUAUCUUUCCUUAAGUAUAGUACCAGGCCUGGACACAAUACUUGGGUUGUGGCCAAGUCAAUAUUUUAUAAAGGUUUAUCAUGGUCUCCUCCUUUUUGCAUUCUGUGCCUUAUUUGCAAAUCCAAGAUCCUAUGGUCAUUGUCAACCCCUUCCUUAACCUAUCCUGCCACUUCUAAUGAAAUAUACAUGUCUCCAAUAAGACCAUAAGAUCAUAAGACAGAGGAGCAGAAUUAGGUCAUUCAGCCCAUUGAAUCUGCUCCACCAUUUCAUCAUGGCUGAUCCAUUUUCCCCUUGACCCCAUUCUCCUGCCUUCUCCCUAUCACCUUUCAUGCCCUGACUAAUCAUGAACAUAUCAACUUUUGGCUUAAAUACACCCAAUAGCCUGGCCUCCACAGCCACUUGUGGCAAUGAAUUCCACAGAUUUACCACCCUUUGGCUAGAGAAAUUCCUUCUCGUCUCUGUUCAAAUUGGGUGUCCCUCUAUUUUGAAGCUGUGCCCUCUGGUCCUAGAACCCCCCCUCCCCCACUAUAGGAAUCAUCCUCUCCAUAUCUGCUCUAUUUAGGCCUUUCAACAUUUGAUAGGUUUCAAUGAGAACCCCCUUCACUCUUCUAAAUUCCAGCGAAUAAAGGUCCAGAGGCACCAAUCGCUCCUCAUAUGAGUCAGUACCCAAUGGGAGAGGUCAUGGGUAUUCAACUUGGAACAAGCCCUUCAUCUCAUCAAGUUCACAUCGACUACCACACACUCACUUACACUAAGAGAGAUAGCAGUGACUGGAAUCUGGUGCAACACACAAUACAGAACAUAGAACAGGAACAGGCCAUUUGGCCUGCAAUGUUGUGCUGAACCGGCUAAGAACACCCAGACACGAACCCCUCCUACCUACACCGUGUCCAUCUUGCUCCAUCUUCCAUACAUCCAUGUGCCUAACCAAAAGCCUCGAAUGUAGAUCAUGGUCUCUCUUUGGGUGUUUUGCUAUUGCUUGGAGGGUGGUGGGGGCUGAUGCUUUUUUUUUGCUGAAAUGGGGGGUGGGGGGGAGGCUGAUGUGUUGAUCCUAACUGUUGCUUGCUUGGAGAGGGGGCUUUUGGGUUCUAAUGUUUUUCUGUUGUUCAUUCUUUUGAGUUCUUCUGUUUUUUUUUGUGGAUGUUGGGGAAGUAUUUCAGGUAGUAAGUAUACUGUAUACACUCUCUGAUAAUAAAUGGAAUCAUCUGAAGAUUUGUAUUUGCCUCUAGCACCAUACCAGGCAUAUACCACUCUCUGAGUAAAAAAAAACUUACCCCUCACAUGCCCCUUGAACCUACCUCUCAAACCUGUACUCCUUUUAGAAUUGACCCCUUUAGUUUAUAUUUUUGCUGCUUCUCAAUGUUCCCAUCAAGAUGUACCAUUUUGCAUUUCUCAGCAUUAAAUUUUGUCUGCCUCCUGCCCACCCUUUCCACUGACCUGACCCCCUACCUCCCUGUCCAUUACUGGCCCUCUCACAGGUAGCAAUUCCUUCAAGUUUUGUGUUACCUGUUUCUGUGAAAAUGGGACUAGCAGAAAACUACAGAUCUGAAACAGGCCCUUUAAGCUGCCUAGCCCCAUCGACCUGAAUCCGGACCAUGGCUCUCCAUGUACCUGUUCCAACUUCACUUAAAUGAUGAAAUCAAAAUUUAAAUGGUAUCCACGACAUCCACCAAAACAAUUGUGCCAUGUACACUCAGGUCCCAUGUGUAAUAAGACAUAUAACUUGUCCUGCUAACACUCCCUUGUAUCCUCAGAAUCAGAACCAGGUUUAUUAUCACUGGCAUGUGUCGUGAGAUUUGUUAAGUUAGCAGCAGCAGUGCGAUGCAAUACCUAAUAUAGAAGAAAAAAACAAAAUAAAAUAUUAGUAAUAAUAAAUAAGUCGGCGACAAUAUACGUGUAUUGAAUAUUAAAAAUGGUGCAAAAACAAAUAAUAUAUAUUAAAAAGUGAGGUAGUGUCCAAGGGUUCAAUGUCUAUUUAGGAAUCGGAUGGCAGAGGGGAAAAAGCUGUCCCUGAAUUGCUGAGUGUGUGCCUUCAGGCUUCUGUACCUCCUCCCUGAUGGUAACAGUGAGAAAAGGGCAUGGAGGUAUUUAAUAAUGAACACUGCCUUUCUGAGACACCGCUCCCUAAAGAUGUCCUGGGUACUUUGUAGGCUAGUGCCCAAGUUGGAGCUGACUAGAUUUACAACCUUCUGCAGCUUCUUUCGGUCCUGUGCAGAAGCCCCUCCGUACCAGACGGUGAUGCAGCCUGUCAGAAUGCUCUCCGCGGUACACCUAUAGAAGUUUUUGAGUGUAUUUGUUGACAUGCCAAAUCUCUUCAGACUCCUAUAGCUGUUGUCCUUCAUUGCUACUUAGCUGAUUUUCUGUCCACAUUUUCACUCCCUUUUCUUUCCAAAUGCUCCACUCCCGCAGAAGCCUAUCCUACGGGACUGAGUAAGCCCCUUGUGGAAACCAGAUCAAUAGCGUUUCUCUCAAUGAUGUUUGCUCUUCCUUCAAUCUGUUAUCAACUAAAAUACAGCUUACUGUUAAUAAAUCCUUUCUCUAGCCAUCUGACGCUUGUCCAAGCGAUUUCUCUCGUCUCUGUUAGCAGCUUCACCACCCAUGACCGGUUGCAUAAACUAAGCAUUUAUGCUGGGCCGGGGCUUGAACCCACAGCCUUGUGACUCUGACAGCACUAAAAACCACGUUGUUCAGCGCUGUUUGAGUGAACUCAAUGCUCUUCAAUGGAAUGCUAUUAUAAUUCUCCAAAUACGUGACUGGGUAUGAAGAGCUGUGUAAAAGCUUCUCCUUUCUCUAACACGUACUAUUUACACAAAUUGCGGGGACAAUCUCUAAAGCAACACACACAAUGUUGGAGGAACCCCACAGGCCAGGCAGCAGGUUCACUCAUUGAUGCAGAUGUGAGCCAGGUUCCGGAAUGCAGAAAGGGUGAUAGACACCCAGAAAUGUGGCCGGGGUAGCGUCUGCAGCCGGGAUCCGGAGUGCCCGUUUAUUUCCCACUGCAUUUAAACACACCGGGAUUCAUUACGUUGCCGUGUAACGCUUAAAACAAAAGUGUUUCGGUGUUAAUGGGAGUGGAAUGCAGUUGUCCAGGAAAUGGGCUGCUCUGGAACCGCCAAAGAAACCCCCCACUCCGCCGCCCCCCAACACGAGUUUAAUGGAAUCGCAAAUCGCUGUAUAUCUCGGAACCUAUAUUGUCGCUUUACACUGGGUUGAAUUAGCUUUGCUUCUUUAAGAGGGGUUCCAACUCCCUCUCUGGCGUCGUGGAGUCAAAUACAAUAAUAAAACAGACCCGCCAGUCUUGGGGGAGAAGGAAGUGUCCGGGUUGCUCUCCCAAAGCGAGAGCUCCUCACUGCCAUUGGUUUGACAUCACGAAACCAGGGUGAAUGAAGUCGGAGAGUUUGAGAGGGAGGGGAAUCGGGGAGUACCCGCACUCUUUAAAUGCAGAGAAAAAGCCGGGUCGCGACUGACAGCAGUCGGGAGCACAGAGCCAAAGCGAACUCGGCGAAAGGAACGAGGCGAGCCCUCUCCCCCAGCUCUGGGCGAUCGGCGCACAGAACCUGCGAUAACCGGGCAGUGGAGCCGGCAAGGAAGAGUGGGCAGAAGUUGGAGGUGUGAGUUUCGGGGACCAGCUGCCGGCCAGUAGACCGACUAUGCGAGGAAAGUAGGUGAGCGAGGACGUGUAGCCGAUCAUGGCUGAGGACUGGGACCAACAGGUGCAGCCGUUUUUGCUGGUGUCGCUGUUCCUGCUGGCUUGUCUGGAAGCGUACAGGUGGAUGCGACGCGGGGCCGGUGAUCGCCGCCAUCCGCCGGGACCCUUCGCCUGGCCUCUGGUGGGCAACGCCAUGCAACUCGGCAAGUCUCCGCACCUGACCUUCAGCAGAAUGGCUCGGCGCUACGGCGACCUCUUCCAGAUCCGCCUGGGACGACGAGACAUCGUGGUGCUGAACGGCGAGGCGACCAUCCGCCAGGCGCUGCUACAGCACAGCGCCCAGUUCGCCGGGCGACCCGACUUCGCCUCAUUCCGCCAGGUAGCCGGGGGACGGAGCAUGCCCUUCGGCCGCUACAGCCGCCAGUGGAAGGCGCACCGGCGCCUGGAGCAGUCCGCCGUGCGCUUCUUCUCCACGGCGGACGGACAGGCUCGCCGCCUGUUCGAGCACCAUGUCCAGGCAGAGGCUCGCAGCCUGCUGCGGGUCUUCCUGCGUCUGGGGGCAGGCGGCCGCCACUUCCAGCCGUGCCCCGAGCUGAAGGUGGCAGCCGCCAAUGUGAUGUGCGCCUUGUGCUUCGGGCACCGCUAUAGCCACGACGACGAGGAGUUCCGGCAGCUGCUGGUCAGGAUCGACCGCUUCGGCCGCACAGUGGGAGCCGGCAGCCUGGUGGACACGAUGCCUUGGCUCCAGACUUUCCCCAACCCGGUGCGCAGCAUCUACCGCGACUUCCAGCAACUGAACGACGAGUUCUUCGAGUUCGUCCGCUCCAAAGUGGAACAGCACCGGUGCACCUACCGGCCAGGGACCACCCGGGACAUGAGCGACGCUCUUAUCGGAGCGCUGGAGGGGGACCAGCUGGCCAAAGGAGCGCUCAGCCGGGAGCACGUCGAGGGCUCGAUCACUGACAUCCUGGGAGCGAGCCAGGACACCACAUCGACCGCCCUGAGUUGGGUCCUGUUCCACCUCAUCCGGUUCCCGGAGCUACAGGCCCGGCUCCAGAGGGACAUUGACGAGGUGGUGGGCAGGAACCGCCUGCCCGGCGCCCACGACAAAGCCCGCCUACCCUACCUGGAGGCUUUCCUCUACGAGAUCCUGAGGUUUACCAGCUUCGUGCCGAUGACGAUCCCGCACGCCACCACCUCGCCCGUGGAUAUCAAAGGUUAUCACAUCCCCCAGGACACGAUCGUCUUCAUCAACCAGUGGUCGGUCAACCACGACAGCGACAAGUGGAAAGACCCCAGCACCUUCGACCCCGGACGGUUCCUGAACGCGGACGGCACCAUCAACCGGGACCUGACCAGCAGUGUUAUGGCCUUCUCGGUGGGCAAGAGGAGGUGCAUCGGGGAGCAGCUGUCUAAGAUCGAAAUAUUCCUUUUCACCGCUAUCCUGGUUCACCAAUGCACCUUCGAGGCGAACCCUUUGGAGAAGCUGAACAUGGACGGCGAAUACGGGCUCACCAUCAAACCCACGUCCUUCACUGUGCUGGUCAGACUGAGGGACAAGUUCAUAGACACGGAGUGGCAGCCCGGCGAACCAGCUGACUACCGUACAAUCCCCAUCACACUCAAGACGUAAUAACCUCUUAUUACCAGGAAGCCCGGCAUAGACUCUAGCUCUGAGUCAAGAGAAUUUACGCGCUAACUGGACCCCAUCGUAACCCGAAGAUCUUAACGCGAUGCGAUGUCGGUGUUUCAUACCGACCCGGCUUCCUCUCACUUUUUAAAACAUUUGCUUCUGAACCCCAUUUCAAACUACUCUUCCUAGAAACGUUUAGCAUCAACUUCGUGCAUCCGGCGCAGUCCGCGUCCCGCUUUGGACUGUGCGACUGCAAGCACCGGCCAGCUGCAGAAGAAACAGCCACAGGAACUCGGGCUGAGGAGAGGGGCACGGCACCACCCGCAACUCGAUCGACUCCCUCUUCCCGGUUUUCUGAGAACAGCAGACUAUAAAAAUGGCCCGUUUUUCUUUCGAGAGGGUAAUAACUGUAGCGAGUUAAUUUGAACAAGCAGGUCUUUAAUGGUGAUGGUACCUUUCACUGAGCCAGACUGAUGAACGGUUACAGACUUUAAAUGUUACACUCUACCUCUCUCCAUUGAUGUCUUGUCUCAUUUGAAUGGAAGUGUGAAGUUGAGUCGAAAACGCUGGCGGCACCUGGCUGAAACACGUCGUGCGUGGGCUGUAACAGUGUGCAAACAACACGGGGCAGAUUUCGCAGGUGGAAACUCGCAGAGAGAGCAGUAUCUCCGUAAGUGAUAACUUAGUUAUCAUCACAAGACAAUGGGUGCAUUAACUAUGCCGCAGAAGACACCCUAAUUCUGGAGACUUUUCACAAAACGUAAAUUUUAAAUUUUAAAAGUUAACUUUAUAAUCUUAAAAGUUAAAGUUAAUUUUACGAAAGCGUAAACAUAAGACUUUCUAGUAGCUGACAGAUGGAACGGACUGAGAUUUGAACUGUGAUCACCUAGUCGUUCAAGCAGAAUCUGGACGGGAGACUCACCGAUAUGAAAACGUGUCAACAAGCCGAAGCCGUUUUACCAGGUAGCAUCUGUGUGUGGGUGCUUGUGCGUGGGACCAGUCCAGGCAGUGACUCGGAUGUUUUUAAAUGAACUUCAUGCUAUUUGGCGCUGGCUGAUGCUUGCAUUUUUAUUCGCACUGGAAGUUUCUUUUUCCAACUCCAAACAGCGUCCCAAUUCUGUCUCCCUCAAAUUUCAUAUUUACAUUUUUAAUGAUUUUCUGCAUUUUUUUUUGUGUGUGUGUAGGGGGGGGGGGGGGGAGAGGAUUAUUGUCUUAUCGUGAUGACAGCUUGAUUAGUGUUUGCCUUAACAUUUAGCUUGUCGGAGACGGCGAGCAGGAGAGACCCUUAGUGAUAGGGAACUGAUAUUCCAGCCAUUUUAAUUAUUGUUGCUAAUUGAAAGCGGAUGAAUUGAGCAGAGGGAACGCGCCGCGGCUCUGAGAUCUUCCUGUGCACUCCGAGCCUUUACUGCAGCCUUCUUGAUUAUCAGGAACCAAUCGACGUAAUGGCUGGGAAUUGAAAAAGGGAGCGGCGCCAGGCCCGCCUUAGCCCUGUACCUGUACCCCGUGGACCCACAGAGCGAUACUAAUGAACGUGUAUCCACUGGGAAAGAAAAUGCAAAUUCCACACAAGACCCACCAGCAUCUGGAAUAAAUAUAACUUCCACUGUCCAAGCUUUAUUAGAACUCAAUUAUUAAAUUCAACAGUAGUCCCCCUAAUAAUUAAAAUACUAUAAUAGGGGUCGGUUUAAUGGGCUCAUAUUAAACAUCUCAUUUCCUCCUGCAGAUCUGUUUCAUUGGCGUUUUUAUGUUUCACUUUGCAUUUAGUCAUAUUGCUUCUUCAGUACCACAUAAGAUUAAUGUAAAUGGUGUGUAUAUGUACAGCAUGUCUCCUUUCAUUGUAUCUGAGUACAAGUUAUUUUAAUGAAUGUAUUCAACAGUAUUGCUACCACUGUGAACUAUAAUAACACAAAUGUAUUUUAUAUCACA
Molecule: messenger RNA, 9590 nt
Organism: Hypanus sabinus (Atlantic stingray)
Lineage: Eukaryota; Metazoa; Chordata; Chondrichthyes; Myliobatiformes; Dasyatidae
Product: cytochrome P450 1B1
Exons: 1
Coding region: 6072-7664 (530 amino acids)
Biological process (GO): progesterone metabolic process; hormone biosynthetic process
Molecular function (GO): heme binding; steroid 17-alpha-monooxygenase activity; iron ion binding
Source: RefSeq, a predicted model, not a curated record